AUGGCCACAGCUGGAGCAGAAGUCCCAGGCCUAAGCACCGGUGCCAUUUUGGAGACAGUGGCCACUUCAACACCAGAGGGAACUGGAGAAAUAGCUGUCGUGGCCGCCUCUAAAACUGGCACCAAGGCUGCAGGCUUCAGAAACAGCAGGCGCAGCAGCAGAAUCUACCACUCCUGGAUCCUUCCAGGAUUCCACCGCCUGAGGCAACCAUUUCAGACUGCCUGA
Messenger RNA from Podarcis lilfordi (Lilford's wall lizard), 225 nucleotides. NCBI's taxonomy places the organism in Eukaryota, Metazoa, Chordata, Lepidosauria, Squamata, Lacertidae. The record is from the annotation of a GenBank genome assembly.